Molecule: messenger RNA, 882 nt
Organism: Rhea pennata
Lineage: Eukaryota; Metazoa; Chordata; Aves; Rheiformes; Rheidae
Gene: DMRTB1
Product: DMRT like family B with proline rich C-terminal 1
Exons: 4
Coding region: 1-882 (293 amino acids)
Biological process (GO): germ cell development; regulation of transcription by RNA polymerase II; sex differentiation
Cellular component (GO): nucleus
Molecular function (GO): DNA-binding transcription factor activity, RNA polymerase II-specific; RNA polymerase II cis-regulatory region sequence-specific DNA binding
Source: RefSeq, a predicted model, not a curated record
AUGGAGGCCGAGGAAGCAGCAGCGAAGGCGGUGCUGCGGACCCCCAAGUGCUCCCGGUGCCGCAACCACGGCUUCGUGGUGCCGGUGAAGGGCCACGCCGGGCACUGCCGCUGGAAGCUGUGCCUCUGCGACAAGUGCGCCCUCAUCACCGAGCGCCAGAAGAUCAUGGCGGCCCAGAAGGCGCUGCGGCAGCAGGCGCCCGACUCCCCGGCUGGGGAGCCUGCCGGCCCCACGCCGCCGGGUGACGGUCCCGCUGCGGCCCCCGCCGCCCCCGAGCAGGGCGGCCCGGCAGCCGGCCGCGAGGCGACCAAGGGCAUCCCGGCGGCCAGUGGCAGCGGCAAGGGCAUGGCGCGCCGGGGACCGCCACCGCCUCCUGGCAGCACUCCCCUCUGGGACUACGCUCACCGUGCUUUUCCUCCAGAAUACAUGGUUAACUCAGAAUACUUGGAGAGAGAACCUCUGAAGGUGUACCCUGGGCGUUCUGGGGUGUAUCCUUACCACCCAUUUCCCAUGGGAUUUGCCAUCAAUCAAUCAGGCUGUAGGCGAGCACCAUCACCUCCAGGGAUAUCACUUCAAAGAGGUUUCCGACACAUUCCUAGCACCUAUGGGCCAGGGAGUGCAGCUUCUCUGUCAAUUGCAGAUGGAGGUGGAGAUUUCCAUCAAGGAUAUUACACUCCUCUACCUCAGUUUAUUCCGCCAAGUUUCCUGCCAGGGAUUCAUUACAUUCCACCUCCCCUUCCACUCAAUGUGUUGGCUGAAACAACCAAGGAAACACAUGCUACAGCAGCUGACAGCCAGGAUUCAGGGGUGGUUUGUGAACCUGGCCAACCAUCUUCCCCUGAAGAAACGAACAGAGACCAAACUGUAUACUCUAAACAUUAA